AUGAUUUUUUUUAUUAUUAAUUAAUUAGAAUUGGAUUUUGGUAAAGGAUCAUUUAUAUUAUAAGAAAUAAAACAAAACGCAAAUUCUUGCGAAUUAGCUGGUCUAUAGGUUAUAAAGUGAUGCUUAAUUUCCCUUUAAAAUUGAAAGUUAUCAUGUAAUGUGCUGUUAAGAUAUUAGUAAACAAAAUGGAGCAACAAUUCUCAUUGUCUUGGAAUAAUUUUCACGGAAACUUGAGCAAGGGUUUCGCAGGAUUAUUGGGUAAUGGUGAAUUUGUAGAUGUUACGAUUGCUGUUGACGGUCACUUGCUGCAAGCUCACAAAGUUAUCCUGUCAAUAUGUUCACCAUACUUCAAGAAAAUGUUUCAAUUAAAUCCAUGUCAACAUCCAAUUGUUGUUUUGAGGGAUGUCACACACAAAGCUAUGAGAGAUUUGUUACAAUUCAUGUACCAUGGUGAAGUUAGUGUUAAGAGAGAAGAUCUCACUAGUUUUAUUGGGACAGCUGAAAUUUUGCAAAUCAAAGGAUUAACAAAUAAAGAGACUGAAGAUGUUUUAGAGACUGAUAAGGAACCUAAAACAAACUUAGAUACUCAUAAUGAUAAUCCUAAUUCUGAAUCAUGUGCCUCAGAUAUGUAUGAUUCAUCUCCUAAUGAUACCCCAGAAACAUAUGAUAUAGAUAUAUUUAAACAAAGAAAUUUACUUGGUAAACUACAGCAAAUCAGUGAAUUAAAAAGAAAAUCAGAAGAGCUUCUAAGAACAAACUAUUAUGGUGAUAUACUUAAUGCAGAAAAGAGACAAAAGUUAAAUGAAAUAUCUACACGAAGUAUAGCUUUUGAAAAGAAUAUGAAAAAAAUUUAUGAUGAGAAUCCUGUUGACAUAACCACAUCAAUAAAUCCAAAUAUACAAAGCCCACAUAAAAAUGUGAUUGAACGAAAUAAUACUCAAAAUGUUCCAGAUAAUUCUGUUGAGCUUAAGACUGAAUGUGAUGACAGUGAUAUUAUAGUAGCAGAUCCAGCUGUUUGCACUUCACAAGACACUUCGGAAGCAAAGAAAAACUUGAUGAUGCCAUUAGACUUGCAGACACCACAAGACAAUUGUGCCGGUCUCAGUGCAUUUUUUAUGGAUCUUAGUCAUUUAGUGAAUGGGAAAGUAUCAAAAUCAAUGGUAAAACCUGUUUAUGAAGAGUAUGCAAGGCCAGGGCUAGACCACCAACUUGUAACAAUACCCCAAAAAGAAGAUGGGAAGAAGAAAUAUCCACAACGGUCUUGUCGUCUUUGUUGGCGUAUAGGAAAACGUCGAGACACAAGAUUCAUGUGUAGUGCUUGUGAACUACCAUUUUGUAAAUCACCAUGCUUUGAAAUUCAUAUGAAUGAUGUUUAUAAAGUAUCAAAAUUUCCAGGAGACUAUUAUGCUAAUUGACACAAUUACUCAUUAAAUUUAAUAUGUUUUAUAAGGGAAGCUUAUUUACUAGUGAUACAAAAGCACAUAUUAUAAAGAAUCAAAGAUUCAAUAUAUUUGGGACCAAAUUAAGUCAUAAAUACAUACAUAUAUAUUUUCAUACAACCAUUUAAAAAUUGAUUUACAAAGUACAUUAUAUACACAUAAGAUUAAGUUCAUAUACAUUAAAUGUAAAACUAUUGUAAUAAGCUGUGAUAUAAGACGGCUUUUGUGUGCCAAUAUACAUACAUACCUUUUUAGUUGGUGCCAUUCCUUUGCCAUAUUUUCAUGAGACUUUCUUUUUGCUCAUAUUCUAGUCUUAAUUUUUGUAUCAUUAUUUUCUUGUAUUAUUCGACUAUGUGUGGGUUGUGUGAGCUUGUUUUACAUUUUGAUCUCUAAUUGGAUUAUUUGGCAAUUUGUAAUUGUGGUUUAAAAAUUACAUUCCAUGAAAUUUAUAUUAUAAAGAUUUAUGUGAGCAUAGAGCUAAGCUAUUUGUGUGAUUUUUAUACAUUUUGAUGUGUUUUAUAUCCAUAUUUUGAUAAAUAAAUAAUUUAAAGUA
This is a messenger RNA of Pieris rapae (cabbage white), 1992 nucleotides long. RefSeq names its product kelch repeat and BTB domain-containing protein 4. NCBI's taxonomy places the organism in Eukaryota, Metazoa, Arthropoda, Insecta, Lepidoptera, Pieridae. Gene Ontology annotation, biological process: regulation of transcription by RNA polymerase II. The coding region runs from base 186 to 1415 and encodes 409 amino acids. Gene Ontology annotation, molecular function: protein binding. The record is from RefSeq and is a predicted model, not a curated record. The transcript is spliced from 4 exons. Gene Ontology annotation, cellular component: nucleus.